AUGCCUAAUGCAAUUGUCAAACUGGUUUCCUACGAAGUCACCUUCCACGACGGCCGAGACCCGAUAAUAUUCGAUCUUUCCACGCCCGAGGGCAUCAAAAAGACGAAGACCGAAGGCUUUGAUCUCAGAGAAGGUGAAGAAUACAAGACGAGCCUGAAGUUCACCGUGGAAGGAGACAGAAUUUCCGAGCUAUAUCAGACCCAAGAAGUAUUUAGAGAAGGUAUAAGGCACUCACGGGGUACGGAGAUGCUGGGAUGGGAAGAAGCUCCUGGUGGACGUCUCAGUCAUGGAUCAUAUACUGCGAGAACUAGUUUCUCUGACGACGAAGAUGAUACAAAGAUGCCAGAUUUUGGUGUUCGGUAUAGAGCUCAGGCUCAUUAA
Messenger RNA from Penicillium maclennaniae, 381 nucleotides. Its product is annotated as E set domain-containing protein. Bases 1 to 381 code for a protein of 126 amino acids. The record is from RefSeq and is a predicted model, not a curated record. NCBI's taxonomy places the organism in Eukaryota, Fungi, Ascomycota, Eurotiomycetes, Eurotiales, Aspergillaceae. The transcript is spliced from 3 exons. Gene Ontology annotation, cellular component: cytoplasm; membrane; cytosol. Gene Ontology annotation, biological process: Rho protein signal transduction. Gene Ontology annotation, molecular function: protein binding; Rho GDP-dissociation inhibitor activity.